This is a messenger RNA of Aspergillus clavatus NRRL 1, 2358 nucleotides long. RefSeq names its product putative ARS binding protein Abp2 (gene abp2). The transcript has 2 exons. The record is from RefSeq and is a predicted model, not a curated record. Gene Ontology annotation, molecular function: DNA replication origin binding. Lineage: Eukaryota; Fungi; Ascomycota; Eurotiomycetes; Eurotiales; Aspergillaceae. The coding region runs from base 1 to 2358 and encodes 785 amino acids.
AUGGAAAGCUCAUUUUCCAGUGUGAUACCGCCCACCGAUCGGAAUGACAUUGGAGGAACGCCAGGGGUUAUUCAACAAUAUGCCAGAUAUCCCUCCACAUUGGAGCCGGGAUUACAGAGUUCCUCAUCGUUAGGCAGCGCACGCAGUCGUCUGGGCGCCUCGAAAUCUCCUCCUCUCCACCGGAAAGCAACACCUCGCAGCAUACAGUCGUCCCCAACUGGGCUACGUUCGGUCAUCCCCCCGGUAUCAGCAACGCGCGCAGGGCCAUCGAUGUCUCCUCCGAUGUAUGAUCCUCUCCGUCAACGACAGGGGAGAGACUCCAUAGAGCAAGCAGAAUCGAGAACUCUUCCAUCUCGUGACGUUAGCGACGACACAAUUGACGACGCCUAUGUGAUGUUUAUUCUCUUCUGCAACCCAAACGUUCCCGUCUCCGUGGAUACCGCUGAGCUUCGGAAGACCUUCCGGUCACCUCCUCGGAGUGAUGGCAAAAGUUUCAGUAUAUUUACGCUCUGGGAACUCAUACGGAAGUUAGACAAUAAGGAGUUGAAGACAUGGAUCCAGUUGGCCAUUGAGUUGGGUGUGGAGCCUCCUUCGGCGGAGAAGAAACAGAGCACGCAAAAAGUGCAACAGUAUGCUGUCCGACUGAAGCGGUGGAUGCGCGCAAUGCAUGUCGAUGCAUUCUUCGAAUACUGUCUUGGCCAUCCGCAUCCAUACUACACCCAGCUUCCCGCGUCCAAUGCUGCAGUUAGCGAGACUCGCGAUGGAGUGCCGCUAGAGGAAGAUCUCGCCUUGCGUGCGCUUGUUCCGGAGUGGAAACCAAAACGUGGUCGAAAACGCGCCGACGAAAGAGAUCAUGCUCUUGAUAGGGGAGCUAAGAGACCUCAGCUAGACACAUCUGUAGGAGUUUUGCAGGCUGGUUCGUUCACGGACCAUUCUGCAACAUUUCCACAUAGUGCUAUCCCAUUCAGCGCCUUCCCCAAUGACGACCAUUGGAUGACUGCAGCGCCAUCCUUCCCAGCCGAUGGCUCAGACGAGCAUGCGGUAUCCCAACAAGGACAAGAGCUUCGGUGGAGACCUCUUGGAAGAGAUGCGUCUCCUGCUGGAUAUCCACAUUCUGCCAUAAUUCCUCGUGGCCAUCAUCCAUCUGAUGGUUUUCUCCCGUCUGCAGAACCACGCUCGGCGGUCGAUCCAUCGCCUGGUGAAAAGUCGCGAUCUAGGAGGCGGCAUGGCCCAGCAGUGUCAUCUGCUUGGCCGAACAGCAACGCAUCGAUCACGGGAAAGACUCGAGGCAGGCCACCGCAGAGAGGUAUUAUCUCCGGCCCUUUCUCUACCUUCCCUCUGAAUCCCCCCCGGACAGACUCAAGCCAAGCCCAAGGCCCUGGGUCUAGAUCAUCGCCCGCUAUUAUACUAGAUCAGAGCUCUGCUGCUCGAUCCGGAGAUACGCCAUAUCAACAGUUGCCCACACCAUUCUCUCAUACAACCGCUCGGCCGAACAAGCUUCAGCUACAGGUUCCACAGCAUUCGGGCGGGCCAGUCCGCCUAGCCACACCACCAACGCUGAUGGUUAAUGGGAUUAGCAAUCCAUCCGCCUCUCUUAAAGUAGAACCGAACAAAAGCAAUGGUUCUGCCGCUCCUUCCAAUGGCAUGUGGAACGGCAGCACUAUGGCCCACAUUAUACCCAAUGCAGCUCCGCACGCCCAGGCUGACCAAAACCCGAGCGCUCAGAUCACGUUUGACGACGUGACCCGUGUUCUCUCCAGCGAGUUGCUCCGUGCGAAACUGACGGGCCGGCCAGCUCCCCUUAGCGCUGAGGAAGCUCGUGCUCUGGCAUUUUCUAUAGUUAGGAACCUGAGCGCAUCGUAUGCACGGCUGCCUGCGGGGCUCUCAGGCCUUGCGUCGGCCCUUCACCUUGGACUUGGGCCACAAUUCGGCUAUGCUACGAGCACGCAGAGCUCCAUGGUCGUGAAUGUGGGAAAAGUGCCUAUCACUGCUGUCGAUGCCGCGGGUGCCUCGGGCAACACUAGAACUUCACCCAAUUAUGCUUAUACUGUCUCCCAUGAAUUCAGACAUGGUUCUCAGUUUCUCACCAAAACUGUCUACAGUGAUUUGGGUGUUUUCGGUACCGAGAUUGGCAAACCUGACGAUGUGUCCAGGAUAACUGAUGAUAUUGGCAACAGCGUUGUUGAACUGGACGGUUUAACCGACGCGGAAUAUGAGAUAGAUGGCGCCGAGGGUACAGGAUCUGAAACGACUUGGAAGCAGCGCUAUAUGAAGCUUCGAGCACAGAUGCAGAAGAGGGAGCGUUCACUGUCCCAAUAUAAGCGCAAGAUACUCGAAUCGGUCAUGGCCGAUAUCUGA